Messenger RNA from Penicillium chermesinum, 954 nucleotides. RefSeq lists its product as uncharacterized. The transcript has 3 exons. Gene Ontology annotation, cellular component: Golgi membrane. NCBI's taxonomy places the organism in Eukaryota, Fungi, Ascomycota, Eurotiomycetes, Eurotiales, Aspergillaceae. The record is from RefSeq and is a predicted model, not a curated record. Gene Ontology annotation, molecular function: glycosyltransferase activity. Gene Ontology annotation, biological process: protein N-linked glycosylation. The coding region runs from base 1 to 954 and encodes 317 amino acids.
AUGAAGAGGAAAGAGGAAAAGCGAUCCCUUCUCAUCCCUCCCACGUCGCGUCCUCUUGAUGACCUCCAAUGGCCGGACAUUGAGGCACAUAACCACCCGCACGACUUGGAGCUAAUGGCGUCCCAGCGGGGUGUAUACUUCGCCCUUGCCGCUCUCCUGCUCUGCGUUCUUAUUUACUUUUUGCCAUCCCCAAGUGAUCUUUCUCUCGAGGACCUGUCCCCGUACGUUCAGAUCCCGUUUGGUGCACUCAAGAUGAAACUGACGCAACUUGAUCAUUUCAUGUUUGCGACGAUCCAUGGGUACGACUAUAAGAUUUUCAAAGCACCCAGCCCGCAAGGCCUCCACGGGACCUGGAGCAAGGUAUCUGCCAUCAGGCAGGCGCUGCAAGACUAUGAAAUCGUCGUGUUUCUGGACGCAGAUGCGAUCAUCCGCUACCCUCAUCUGCCUUUCGAGUGGCUCUUCAAUUAUUGGGGCAUUAAUGAGAAUACCCGAGUCGCCAUGGCGCUGGACCCGGACGAGCCACAGAACAAAGAUUCCCAAGGAGUAACUUAUCUCAAUACAGGGUUUGUCGUGGCCCAGCAAAGCCUGGAAACAAAUGAACUCUUCGAUGCUUGGGAGUCGUGCCCUUCCGAGGUCCGGUAUCCAAAUUGCUCCUGGUGGGCCGAAGAAUGGCCUCAUGAGCAAGCCGCGUUCGGAGAGUACCUGCGCUAUGACUUUGAGCCAGACGAUGUCAAAGUACUUCCGUGUGCUGAGGCGAACGGGUACCCUGAGUUGGAGAAUUCAACGUGUCAUGGCGAAUUUAUCCGCCACUACUGGACGGCCAAACAUCUGGUGCCGGCUGCUGUUGACUAUUCGAUCGCGCAGUACAGCAUACGAGAGGCUCAUUCCAUCUUUCAUCAAGAUCUUGAGAAGCUGCUGGUGAACAUGACCGGGCCAGUAUCUCCGCACUACUAA